AUGGCAGGCCGUGGAGGAAGGUCUGCCACAAAGCAAAGAGCACGCAGUGCGAGUUCUACUUCUGAUAUGCUGAAACGCAGACAUAAACAAAACAAAAGGGGGAGGGAUUUUGAGGAACUAGCCACACCAGGGCUGAUUCAGUUGAGCGUUGAAGGGACGGGUAAGUCAAAGCAGAAGGCCAAAGCUCUGCUGCUGCUUCUAAGGGAUUGCUCAGGUAAGGCGAAGGAGAAGCCCUCUCAAAAUUGCCUGGUAAUAUGA
Molecule: messenger RNA, 258 nt
Organism: Ilex paraguariensis (yerba mate)
Lineage: Eukaryota; Viridiplantae; Streptophyta; Magnoliopsida; Aquifoliales; Aquifoliaceae
Source: the annotation of a GenBank genome assembly